CAGAAAUCAACGAGGCGAGAACGUUCGAUUCCUCUCGAUGCGUAUUAAUCGACGCGGGAGGAACGAAAUAAAUGUUACCGAGACGAAAGAAAUUGAGAAAAUUAUCGAUUUAGUGUUUUAUAAGGUGUGCAACCGAUAUUGUUUUCCGAAAAUUGGAGGCUCAAAAAUAGUAGUUGGUAAGCGUCGAGUAUUCGAGAAUGCAGAUCAAAGAUAAGAGAGCAAUCGUCACUGGAGCUGCGAGCAAUCUCGGAAUUGCUUUCAGUCGGGAAUUGCUGAGAAAUGGCGCAGCGUGCGUCGUAAUGAUCGAUAUUCGGGAAUCGAUCGGGCAAUCGGCGACUGACCGACUCAACGCGGAAUUCGGCCAAAACAGGGCUGUUUUUGUUCCCUGUAACGUCAGCCAAAACACGGAAUUCGAUGCCGUUUUUAAGAAUGCCGUUACGAAACUCGGCGGGCUGGAUAUACUCGUGAACAAUGCUCAAGUCGUGAACGAAGACGACUAUUCAAAAGCGAUCGAAGUUAACGUUACGGCGGUUGUACGUGGAACUUUCUUGGCGGUUCAACAAAUGGGCAAAGACAACGGUGGCAAAGGUGGUAUCGUCGUUAAUAUCGCUUCGGUUCUUGGCCUCGAAGCCUGUCCACAACUGCCCGUUUAUUCGACCACCAAACACGCCGUCAUAAGUUUCAGUCGAUCAUAUUCCCAACCGUACCAUUAUCGUCGAACCGGAGUCAGAAUCGUCGUUCUCUGUCCCGGAAUUUCGGAAACACCGGUUUUGGAAAAUCUCGAAAAUCUCGAGUCCGACAGCAGCGAUUCCGAUAACAUCGAAGCCUUGGAUAUUUCCAGCUCCGUCGGCCCGAAUAUUCAUCCGCAAAGAUUGGAAACCGUGGCUCAUGGCUUGGUGUACGCGAUAAGGUGUGCUCAAAACGGAAGUAUUUGGGUGAGCGAGGAUGGUCAACCGGUCUACCAGGUCCAAUUGCCGGACGCGAUGCCACAAAAAGAAAUUAAUGAAGAGAUGCCCAAUAUGGAAUCGCAUUCGAGUACCGCCGAGAAACCUCUCGAAUUCGCUAAUUCGCCGAACAAUCCGUUCUUCUCGCUAUUCGUUGCUCUUCCGAUACUCCCUGAAAACUCGUCGGAAUAUGUGCAGUACCAAAAAAGUCGGCGAACAUCAGCCUCGGAAAAGGCGAAAGAGCUCGAGCUGAUAAACGGUCUUGUUUGUGGCAAAAACGUUGUAAUAACCGGUGGAGCAGCUGGUCUCGGUUACGCCUUUGUCAAACACUUUAUACAGCACGGCGCGAGUAUGGUAAUGAUUUUCGACAUCGAUUCCGAGGCUGGUGCUCAAGCUGUAAAAGCGGUCGAAAAGACUUACGGAUGUGGAAAGGUGCAAUUCGUUAAAUGUGACACCACCAGUCGCGAACAAAUAGCGGACGCUUUCGUCAGAGCCAAUGAGAGGUUCGAAGGUGGAAUCGACAUUGUCAUAAACAACGCUGGUGUUUUGGACGAGCGCAGAUGGGAACGCGAAAUAGCGGUCAAUAUUGGCGGUAUGGUAAACGUUGCGAGUCUCGCGAUGUACUACAUGGGAAAGGAUCAAGCCGGACACGGCGGAGUUCUCGUAAAUAUUGCGCAACACAUAGAUUACCGGUGGACCGCACAAUUACCCGUGUACACCGCUACCAAACACGCUAUCAUCGGACUCUCGCAAUCCCUCGGCGCUCCGUACCACGUGAAGAAAACUGGAGUUCGAGCGAUGACGCUCUGCCCGGGCUUGACCGAGACUGCCUUGACGAUCAACAGCCCGAAUCGUCUUUUAUCACGAGUCAUGAAGGCUGACUUUGUGAAAAAUCUCGAAGAGCUCUCUAUACAGACGCCAUACGUCGUGGCCCAGGGAUUAAUGUCAGUUCUGAAGGGUGGACGUUCCGGAAGCACGUGGGUCGUCGAAAAUGGUCGCGCGGCCUACGAGGUUUACACACCGGCCUACAGAUCGUUGCGUCGUUGUUACAAAAACAAUUUCGUCAUAGUGGAGCAGAGCAAAGUGACGAGAGGUCGACCGAUACGCGAAGUCUGUGACAACACGAGAACCGGACUUAUGAGUUGCGCUUGAAAAAGCUUCUCGAACUAAACAAACCCAAACUCAUUUUUAUUCAAACAAAGUUAUACGUUUCUCAAGGCUGUACUACGUUGCGCGCCUCCGCAGUUUUCAAGUUGAGUAUUCACCCGAGACGUCGAUAAAAAAUCCUCGAUUUUCCAACGAAUAACGAAACUUGAACUAGACGGAAGAUAUAUAAAAGAAAGAAACUCUGUUGAAAUUUCAUCAUCUCAGUAUUAUUCAGCAUCAUUUGAAUCACAACAGCUGUACAAAAACAAAUUUUUCAGCUCCAUUUUUCACCGUAUACUAAGGAGUCUUUAUUAUUCAUUACAAUUAUUGGUUUUUUCUUCUUCUCCCUAAUUCUCGAGCCCGCUGGAUUACCCAAAUUUAUAGUUUUUCAUAGUUUUUUUUUUUUUUUUACUUCGUUUUUAUAUAAUUCAUUACGAGCGAGCAAUGGCGAACGUCUAUUUUUUUCUAUUCAUUACGCUUUUUUAUGUCUCCUGUUAAUCGAAUAUUUCAACUAAGUUCUAUAGGCUUUUAUGAAUAUGUUAAUGCAUACAUAAGACGGGACCUUCUUGGAGGACCAUACAAAAAUAACAGCCGCUUAACAAAUUA
Molecule: messenger RNA, 2696 nt
Organism: Venturia canescens
Lineage: Eukaryota; Metazoa; Arthropoda; Insecta; Hymenoptera; Ichneumonidae
Exons: 13
Coding region: 198-2096 (632 amino acids)
Cellular component (GO): cytoplasm
Molecular function (GO): oxidoreductase activity, acting on the CH-OH group of donors, NAD or NADP as acceptor
Source: RefSeq, a predicted model, not a curated record